AUGGUCUCAGAGAAUGGGCGGCAGGAGACCGGCGGUGUGGACGAAGAGAGUGCGCAAAGUGUGACAAAUGAGCACCAUGGAGAAGUUGGAGAGGAGAAGUUUCAAAGAGAACCGAAAAGACCAUCGCACUGGCGUCUGCUGACUUCUCAUGGACUUAUCAACGAGGAAGUGCACUCGUGGCAAUAUGAAGGGUCCGGCACAGAACUCAAUCCCUACGUGGUCACCUGGAUCGAAGAUGAUCCCCGGGAUCCUCAAAACUUUCCUGCACCAAAGAAAUGGUAUAUCACGGCAGUAUCGGCCUUGACUUUAUUCAUCGUCACCUUGACAUCGUCGGGAUACACCGGCGGCAUCCCUUCGAUGAUGGAACAACUUCAAAUCAGUCAGGAACUUGCCAUCGCAGGGGUAUCGCUCUACGUCGUUGGAUUCGCCGUCGGUCCGAUCUUCUGGGCACCAUUUAGUGAAGUGGCUGGUCGACAAUUGACGCACUUGAUCAGUUAUUUCGUCUUUGCUGCUUUCAAUGGAGGUGUCACGGCCGCGCAGAACAUCGAGACUAUCUUGGUGUGUCGGUUCCUCGCGGGCUCGUUCGGCGCGGCAGGUCUGACAAAUGCAGGAGCCAUCGUCGCGGACAUGUUUGCGCCUCGAGACCGCGGACUGGCGAUGACGUUCUUCGCAGCAGCGCCAUUCCUUGGGCCGGUGCUUGGGCCAAUCACUUCGGGGUUCAUCGCUCAAGCAGCAGGCCGAGAUGGAUGGAGAUGGACGAGUGCCCUUUUCACCGUGCUGGCGGUUGUUUUUUGGAUCUUGGGAAUGGUCUCGGUGCCUGAGACGUAUGCUCCAGUGUUGCUAUCAGCUCGUGCGAAGAAGCUUUCUCAGGCGACUGGUAAGGUCUAUCGGUCACACUUCGAAGUCAAGGGGACGUCGAUGACAUUCUCCGACAAAAUGAAGAUAGCAUUGACACGCCCUUGGCGCCUGCUGUUCUUGGAACCCAUCGUCUUCUUAUUGUCAUUAUACCUUUCCAUCAUAUACGCGAUUUUAUAUCUCUUGUUCGCGGCCUUCCCAGUCGUGUACCAACAGACACGAGGCUGGAAGCCGGGGGUCGGGGGCCUUGCAUUUGCGGGUGUUGCCGUUGGAGUGUUUGCGUCGGUGGUGCUGAAUUUCUGGAUCAACAACCGGUAUCAAAAGAUCAAAAACCCGACGCCGGAAUCGCGGCUCCCACCAGCCAUGCUCGGCGGCGUCGCCGUCACCACUGGCUUGUUCUGGUUCUCCUGGACCAACGGCCCCUCGGUCCACUGGCUCGUCAGCAUCGCCGCCAGCGGCGUCUUCGGCUUCGGCAUGGUGUUGAUUUUCCUUUCGAUCAACAACUACCUUGUUGACGGGUACCUACUCUACGCGGCGUCCGUUCUCGCCGGAGGGACCGUGAUGAGGUCGCUUCUCGCAUCUGCGUUUCCCAUGUUUACCGCAUACAUGUACAGGCGUCUGGGCAUACAUUGGGCAUCUAGCAUACCGGCGUUUCUGUCCCUCGCGUGUGCGCCGUUGCCCUUCAUCUUUUAUUUCUAUGGGGCCAGGAUCCGUAAGCAUAGUUGGGUUGCAACGCACGGUGCUUAG
Messenger RNA from Exophiala bonariae, 1602 nucleotides. RefSeq lists its product as uncharacterized. Gene Ontology annotation, cellular component: plasma membrane. Gene Ontology annotation, molecular function: transmembrane transporter activity. The transcript has a single exon. The record is from RefSeq and is a predicted model, not a curated record. The coding region runs from base 1 to 1602 and encodes 533 amino acids. NCBI's taxonomy places the organism in Eukaryota, Fungi, Ascomycota, Eurotiomycetes, Chaetothyriales, Herpotrichiellaceae. Gene Ontology annotation, biological process: transmembrane transport.